This is a messenger RNA of Clunio marinus, 486 nucleotides long. NCBI's taxonomy places the organism in Eukaryota, Metazoa, Arthropoda, Insecta, Diptera, Chironomidae. The record is from the annotation of a GenBank genome assembly.
AUGUUAGCAUUUAACAAUUUUGUUCAACAAACUGCUGACAACAUUUUUUUUAUUGACGCAUUUUUUUGCCUGACUAACAUUGAGGAAGUUGAACAAUUACGAUGGUUUUUUGUGUUCUCUCCAGUUUUGCGCAAUUUUCGACAAGAGCUGCAGCGUCAUAAAAAUUGGUUUUUGCUAACGCCGACAACGAACGUGAACUUCGACUCACGAUGUUGUUUUACUGUUUUUGUCAUGAACAUAAAUAAAAACAACAUGGAUGUAGAUAUAAAUUUAAGCAUGAAGAUCUUAUUUUGUAAUCUUAAUGCAAAGACAUUGACAUACCUUCUGACUAUGCUGUCAAGGAGGAACAUUUAUCAACCUGGUUUUCCUUCAAAAGUCAGCGAACAAGCUCAGGAAAAACGCUUGUUAAUCAUCAACCCAAAUCUUAUCAUAAUAAGAACACGUUGUGCUAUUUUAACAGCAGCUUGCAAUGAAGAUGUUGAAUAA